AGCGUCGAUGCAGUCGGUUCGUUUCGUUCGUCGAGGAAAGAAACAGAUCAGCACGGUGGUGUUUUCGGAGUACUCUUCGGAUUUCUAGGAACGGGCAGGCUAAAGCUAGUGCAGAAAGGCGUUUCCAGAACGAAAAUGAAUGUGCGUUCGGCUAGACCAAGGGAAAAGUGUUCAGUGGCUACUAGACGGUGUUGAUUCCAGUGCAAACAGUAUAAAAUUUUGUGUUGUACGCGGUGCUGUGAUUACAAUACGUAAUUUUGAUGAUGAUUUCCCUUCUUCGUACACUUGUUGCGUACUGAAUUGUGUGUAGUGCCAGUCGAAAAGCAGUUGGAAAGAUAGGAGCAGUAACAAUUAGUGCCAUAUUGUGUACAAAAGUGUAGUAGCUAAUGCGAAUCUAUCAAAUGGUAGAACUAAUUUCUUGCAAAAAAGAAAUCCUCCAACAUUGAUCCAAGAUUGAACUUUGAAAGCGACGUAAAACUGUUUCUUGGAAAUUGACAGCAGUCACACGAGGGCUCACGCACACACUAUUCGGCUUUAGGUCCGUCGGGCGUGUUUUGGAUGUGUUGGAUAUAAGCGAAGACGCAAUGCGAAGCGUGAAGCAAAAUAGAAUAUAAAAAGGUGUAGCACUACUACAGAAUACAGCCACCAUGUAUCGUGCAGGAAUUGUAUUCUUAAUCUGUUGGAUGUGUUGUGUGAGUCAAAUUUCGGCUGAAAAAAAAUUUUCUGGAUGGAUUUUCCCCGAACACCCUGUCUACAAAGAGGUGAAUGACUCGUUCUCGUUGCUAUGUAUGCUCGAUAUGCGAGUAACACGAGAGUUUAACAGCAGCGAUCUCAUGUUCUACCAAAAUGAUGUACCUGUUCCACGAGAACAAGUGAAGAUACUAAAUGUUUCUACCAUCGAGUUUGCGGUCGAACGGGCAGAAUCGAACGAAAACUAUCAAUACACAUGCAAAGUGGAUGGAACGAAUGGUAUCGGUAUCCGCACCGUCCAAAUUGGUCACAAGCCGCGCGAAGUGAAAGACUUCAAGUGUCGUGCGCCGCUCUGGGACAAAUAUAUGGUGUGCACCUUCACGCCGGAUAUAAACACGAUAGCCACGACUUACGAUCUGAAGCAUAACUUUGUAUCGCCCAUCCAACAAAACUACAAUUGCUCGCUCGUUGCCGAUAACCAGACGAAUCAAACAAAGUGCAUCAUUGAUAUUUCCAAUGGUUACAGGAGGAUUGAAAAAAAAUAUAAUUUUAUAUUGACUGCAAAGAAUCCGCUGGCCACGUUGACUCAAUAUAUCGUCGUCAAUCACUACGAUGUGAUCAUUCCAAAUAUCCCCCUCGAAGUGGAAAUUAAAAAUAUCACGUCCAACAGCGCGAUACUCCAGUGGAAAAAGUGGUACAAGUAUAAGCAUUUCGGCUUCCAAACCUUUAUAUGCGAAAUCAAGCUACUGUCUAUCUUCGACAACAAUGUAUGGCACACGGUAAGCACCGAUGAGCUAAUGCUUAACGACGUGCAAUAUACACUACCCCUGCGGAACCUUCCGUAUGCGGCGACAUCCUACGAUGUACGUAUUAGGAUGCGCAUGAAUUCGACUGAGGAAGGUGAAGAUUUGUGGUCGAAUUUUACUAGCUGCUUGUUCGAUACGUUACCCCGUAAGCCGGAUACGCCUCCGGAUGUGGCCAUUGGUGGCUUCGAGGACUCUAACGAAAAGGAUAUGUACGUGUACUGGAGGGAAUUAGACGACUGGCAGCAUAAUGCACGCAGCGGAUUCUACUACAAUGUCACAGUGAUUGGACCGAAAGGAAGAAUUAUUAAAAACCUAAUCACGGCCGUAGGUAUGAUCCGAUACAAUAUUACUGAUAUGGAUUACACGUUCAGCAUACGCAGUGCCAAUGCAGAAGGCAUUUCCGAACGUAGCAGUGAAGUGUUUGUUCCGAGCCGUCAGUAUCGUCUCGGCAAACCUUCGAUCGACAAAUUGCUCUCUGAUUCGGGCAAGUUCACGUUGUUUUGGAAGCCUCUUGCUGAUGUUCGUUAUAAGAUCACAAGUUACACGGUGUUCUGGUGCAAUACAACAAGCAACUCUCCGAACGAUUGCAAUGGAUCGAUCAAUUUUACAAGUGUCACACCAGAUCAGACUACUUUCGUACUAAGCGAUGCCGGAUCAACGCUUAAUUUUGCUGUAUCAGCUAAUGCCGGAAAUCUUUCAUCGGGGAUGGUAUGGGCGGCUUGCACAGCCACGCACAAAUCCGACAUCGGUAAGCUGAAAACUAUCUGGAUCACCGAGAUGCUGUCAUCGCACAUAAACCUGAAGUGGAAAACGGAGUGCCGUGAUGUGGCACACACUGGCUAUAUCAUCUACUAUUGUCCGAUCUCGAGUCCUCGUACACUUGGCUGUAAGGAACCAGAACUGACAGUAAACGUAACGGAUAAGAAUCAUUAUCAGUGUCGGUUGGAAAAUCUGAAACCUUACAUAACUUACAAAAUUGAAAUUGCCAUGUACUCCGAGACACAAAUUGGACCUCGCAGCGUACCGUUAGUCAACACAACAAGGGAAGCAGCUCCUUCCCCGCCACGAAAUUUGGAAGUUCGUAAAAUAACGAACAAAAGCAUCACCCUGCACUGGGAACCACCGGAACAUAUAAAUGGAGGAAAAAUGAGCUACGAAAUUAACUACAAUGAACAUCCGUUAAAGUACAACGUCGAGGAACCGGAAACAGAAGUGAUGCAAACGCUCGAAAAUCUGGAUGCAUUUACAGAGUACAACAUUACUGUACGUGCCCUGACAAUCGGAUUUUCAAACAACAGCAAACCUGUGCGCGUUCGCACACUGGUUGGGAAACCGCAAGCGAUCGGACAGCCAAGCACUAAUAGUAGUUCCAACGGUUCCAAGUUGAUUAUUGGUUGGAAACCUCCCAUGAAGCCUUCUGGUUGUUUGGAAUUUUAUGAAUUGAGGGUGAAAGCAAAGCAGACAUUUACCUACCAGCAACGCAAAACAGAGUGUCAACUUCGUGAAGCAAUAUGCCAGAAUCGCGAUAGUUCGAAGUAUGAAUUUCUGGUGCGUGCAGUAAACGUAGAUAUUGCCGGACCGAAUGCAACAGCCUUUGAGAAGCUUUCGUGCAGCGAUCGUUGGACAGAAUUGAACAAAAUGUGGUCUGAUCUGAAGCGGUUUGUAGCAUAUGCUGAAUGUGGAAAUUAUGAUACGAUAGCAGAUGGUCCUACUGAAUUUACUUGGCUUGAUUCACCUCCACCUAACAUAGUGUUACAUUAUGGUCCCUGGUCCGAACCGUUGGCGCACUGGUGCUCGAUGGAGAUCAAGAACGCCGUACAACCAUUCAUGUUAAUAGGAAUUAUCAUGAUGUGUUCAGUCAUCGUACUUGGUUAUUCGUACAUCAGAGUAAAGCAUGUACUGCAAGUGAAGGUAAUCAUUCCAGACGGUCUGAAUGACAUAACUGGAAACGGCAAACCAGGAUUUAAUUCUGUGCUUGGACCAACUGCUAUCAUUUUCACUGAACACCAUCGUGUCGAUCACAUCAUAACGGGCAGCUCCACUAAGGAGGCAAGUUACAGCAAGGAACAAAACCAAUGCCUCUUACCCUCAUCUUCGUCGUCGGGAGGUAGCAUUGCGGACCUAAGCGGGCAUGAUCAUCGGUCGUCUGCCGACUACUGCAGCAACAGUGGAUGCUGCGAGGACGAUAGCACGAGCUUUUACGAUCAGGAAGCAGAACGCCAAGAUCUCCAUGGGUAUAGCGAUGAAACAACGGAAUCGAUCGGAAAUAGUCACGAACAGGAUAGGCACCUGGGCAGCACCAGCAGAUCGAAUGAGAUAGACUCAUCAUUCGGAAGCAUGAACAAAGCAAAAACAAGUUCACCAAUGCUCAUGAUGCAGGGCAAUAAUGGCAAUCAGAACAGAUCAUCGGCCAUGCCGCUUACCGUCACAUCUGGAUAUGUACCAGCACCGAUAGUCAACAGCAUUAAACAACCUAUCAAUUCAAACGGUUAUUUGCAAAUAGGAGCACUGACUAACGGAAGUUUGAUGGCGAUGGACACGGUGGCACAAAAAUCUGUGAAUGCUAAAAUGGCAGCAGCUCCAAUAUCAGGCUAUGUAACGCAUAAGCAGCUAUCCGACUAUGGACAACAUUUGAAAUAACUCGAUGAUCGCGGAGAUUGACUGAUCUGAAAAUCUUUAAGCUAAUGGUAGUUAUAAUGCCGCAGUAGAGAACAUUAAAAGCAAGAUCAAUUUAUUUGAAAAAAAAUUGAGGAGGAGCAAGAUAUACAUUGUAAACCCAACAACAUUACCCUGUAUACAUGUAAUACAAAAACAAAGUCUUACUUUACACACAUAUGCAGACACACACCCAGAGAAUUAAAAAUGAGACAUAGUAUUUACAGCCAUUGAAAUAUCCAGCAGUGUGCUGUGGUAAAAACGUUAAUACACGUUUGUAAUCGGUAGUGUCCCUCAAUUUGCUAUAUCUCCGCAGUUGACAUAUUAUUAAUUCUUGAUUCAAGAAUUGAUCUCAGUGAAAAAGUAAGAAUCGAUCAGCGAAUAAGUGUUUGAAUCAAACUGCAAACUGUUCCGCUUUUUGCUCAAAUUGGACCGAUGUACCCCGAUCUGUAAAUUAACAAAGGAAUCUUAUCCGUACCUGUAUAUGUGGGUGUGUUGUAUUGGACUGGACAGCAUAACACCGAUAGCCGAGCUUAGUUUAGAACGCAACUAAACAUCAAUCUGCACACUUUGGCGGUGUUGGUCAUCAAUUUUAUCGUAGUCAGCUAAUAGACGUUUUUGUGUAUGUGUACAUGUUAAAUGAGAUACGGUGUUAAUCGCAUUCACGAUUCAUGGCCCGAUCCUUCGCAUUUUACCACAUCUUUCAUCGACCAUCCUUACUGUUCUGGUUAACAGAUUUUUUAGUUUUUUUCAACCCUUUAAUGUAAACAAUUAUAACAGUGUAAGAAAAAUAAAAUGCCAACGAAGGACACAAAAUACUUA
Messenger RNA from Anopheles funestus (African malaria mosquito), 4973 nucleotides. It is a transcript of the gene dome, whose product is annotated as cytokine receptor. Bases 648 to 4136 code for a protein of 1162 amino acids. Lineage: Eukaryota; Metazoa; Arthropoda; Insecta; Diptera; Culicidae. The transcript has 9 exons. Gene Ontology annotation, molecular function: protein binding. The record is from RefSeq and is a predicted model, not a curated record.